Sphaeroforma arctica JP610 is the source of this 152-nucleotide messenger RNA. The record is from the annotation of a RefSeq genome assembly. Lineage: Eukaryota; Ichthyosporea; Ichthyophonida.
AUGUACGCAGACACAGAUAUAGACACACCACGCAGCGCAUACAUUGUGUGCGAUGAGCUGUCAUUCGUUAGUCCCAGCGAGCCGAUGUACUCUGCUUUGACCAAAUUUGACGACAGCCGCAACCGCGCCAGGGGCCAAUCCCGACGGGAUAG